Messenger RNA from Alternaria hordeiaustralica, 1254 nucleotides. RefSeq lists its product as uncharacterized. The coding region runs from base 1 to 1254 and encodes 417 amino acids. The transcript has 2 exons. The record is from RefSeq and is a predicted model, not a curated record. NCBI's taxonomy places the organism in Eukaryota, Fungi, Ascomycota, Dothideomycetes, Pleosporales, Pleosporaceae.
AUGCCACUACGCUUUAGCAUGGUCAGAACCAUCAAAUCUCAAUGGAAAGUCGCAAACCCCACAGACGUCAUCCCAGCGGACAUGCGAUACCCUGGACUCAUUGCCACCUGGCCUCUACCCAUCUUACGAGCCAUAACCUAUCUAACCCGUAGGAUGCCGGGUGAGGAGGGACGGGACCGAUUUGUGAAUCUCCUCAACACCGGCUACCUAAUGAGGAAGGCAACCGCAGAAGAGUCGGCUACUUUUGAACCGCAGCUACAGCUAUCCGAUGUAGAACAUGUCCGAGAAAGCGUUAAACUGGAACCGGCGGCUGUGACGGUAGAUGAGGAAGCCGCCCCAGUCCAGAACGAUGUUACACAUCCCCAAGAGCGUCCAGAACGAAUACUUCCAGAAGACGAAGAUGAGCCGGAGACUUUGAAGUUGAAGUUAGAUCUAUGGAUCCAAUACUACUGGAACGUCACUGAUAUCAAAGCCCUUGUUCCCCGGGACAUGCGGCAGCUAGACAAAUUUGGAAAGCCGACCAAUCGGGCGCUGCACAGCUCCAGCGACCAAAAGGAUCUGUUGAAGGUACUCUACAAGCUAGCUCGCAUCACAAAAGGUCGAAAGGAUGCAGCAUGGGCGCAGAUAGAAGAGGCGUGGAAGGCAAGAGGAGGCAAAGCGUUUGCAGAAUCAGACGUCAAAGUCGCUCUUGAUCACUUCCGUGACCUACGUGAAGAAGAAGAAGAUGAUGACUCUGUUACCAACAGUCGAAAGCAAUUACCUAUUGCACCUUCAAACCCCGACGGCACUACCGGCGAGGAGGGUCAGGAUGGCGCGAUGAACACCCAGCGGGGAAAUCAGCAUCUCGAUGGAAGGCAACGGAAGAGACGACGACGCGAAUCUCGAGCCACCCAACCCCACACCCACGACAGCGCCGAUUCCCAAACGCUGCUGCCCGGCACGGAUGUCGCAGGGGCAGAACCCUCGAGGGCUGACAGCCGACGCUCCUCAGUCAUGGUAAGACGUGACAAGGACUGCGCGAGUAGCAUAGCGACCCACGACGCUACGGUUGACGAGGCUGCCUCGAGCGUACACGAAGCGCGUGGAGCAGCGACCUUGCCGCCAAAGAGGAAGAGACGGCAUUCGCUAGACGAAGAUGUGGCAGAUGUUGAUGAGGAGAGUGGCAAGACGGGUGAUGACAAGAAGGAUGAGCGUGCAGAACAGGAGUACGAUGAGCUGGAGCCGGAGGAGGCGCAAGAAUCACCAGAAAACUGA